Molecule: messenger RNA, 159 nt
Organism: Gongylonema pulchrum
Lineage: Eukaryota; Metazoa; Nematoda; Chromadorea; Rhabditida; Gongylonematidae
Source: the annotation of a GenBank genome assembly
GGAACGGAUAUGGUUCUGGAAAUAGUGGUAUCAACAGAUGGAGUUGAGCCGCUGUAUUUCAUAACCCCCGAUGAUCUGACGUAUCAAGCUCGUUGCCCAUUGAAAGAUGCGAAACAGCUGAGCCCGAACACUGAUCUCACCCCGAAGAUUGAGAGGUGA